Molecule: messenger RNA, 2831 nt
Organism: Phlebotomus argentipes
Lineage: Eukaryota; Metazoa; Arthropoda; Insecta; Diptera; Psychodidae
Gene: Dnaaf3
Product: dynein axonemal assembly factor 3 homolog
Exons: 1
Coding region: 1494-2831 (445 amino acids)
Biological process (GO): motile cilium assembly; axonemal dynein complex assembly
Source: RefSeq, a predicted model, not a curated record
UUAUUAAAUUAAACAAAUCUCUACAAAAAAAGUGUCAUUGCAAGUGGAAAAAAACAUUCGAAUUGAUUCUAAAAAAAAAUUGAAAGAGUUUUUAAACAAUGUGGGAAAAAAAGCUGCAACAGGAAAUUUUUCGAGAAGUAAUCAAAGCAAAAAAAAUGCAGAACACAUUUUUAUAUUAUCUUAUAUAGUAAAAGAAGAUGAAAAAGGAUGAAAUGUGAGAGAGAAAAGGGGAAUUUUCUCUCAAGAUGGUUCAAUAAGAAAAGUAUAUAUUCUAAUACAACAUAAAAAUAUAUAUUUAUUUUAUGAUUGUAGCCAAGUAAGUGACGUUAAUUGGGUUUUGAUCCUUCUUUUUUAAUGUUAGAACGAACCACAAUUCUAAUUCAUAUUAACAGUUUAUUGACUAAUUACUUGUAUUUUAAGAUUACAAAAAAAAUAUUAUAUAUUGAGAAGAUUGAAAACACAAAAAGUAACAUUGUAAAGUUGUUUAUAAAUGUGUAAAAGAAUGUUUUCUCUUCAAAAAAAAAAUGAUGAAAAAAGAACCCAAUUUUCCUUUAUUUUUUCCUUUUGAAAUUCACAACACAAAUAAUUUUUGAUCCUUGUUUUUCUUCAUCGUGGGGAACAAAAAAAAAUCUACACAGAAUAGAAAUUGCAUCAAAAAUAUAUGAGAAAAAAAAAUAGGAAAAGACAUAAUGUUGAGAGAAUAAAGAAAAAAUAGAUAUCAAAGAUUUAUCUAUAAAAAAAAGUCCAUUUUAUCGAUAAUUUUAUUCCUCAAACUUAUGAUAAAUAUAUCUUCAAUAUGUUUUAUCUCUUCUUUCAUGUACAUUUAUUAUAUAUUUUAGUAUUUUGACAAUAAAAAUGAGAAAAAAUGCAGCCUUUCGUCUUUUGGGAAGUUUUUCAUGCUUUACGAUUUAUGAAUUUUUAGAAAACUCUUUAUCUUUUCUACUGCUAAAAAAGUAAAUUUAGUAUUUUACGGGGAAAUUGAAAGAAAAAAAAUAAUGGAACAAAUUUUCAAGUUUUCAAAAAACGUCUCUUUGUUGAAUUGUCGGUCAGUUCUUCCUUAUAUCGACAAUUAUCGAUACGAAAUGCAUUAAAUUUAUCAUUUUUUACACUAUUUUAGGGGAAAACUCGACUGAUUUGGACUAAUUAAUCCUCAAACCGUCGAUUUUAUCUAUUUUACCCCUAAAAUUGUAUUAUAAAAGAAAAUUUACAAAUUCGUAUCGAUAAGUUUCGGCUUUGGGAAGAACUUUAUAGAUUUUGAGGGAGAAUAUUUGGCUUUUUUUAUUUUUAACUUAAAAACAUUGCAAAAAGUUAAUGAGAAAUAUGAAAAUUUGAUAUUUUACAACUCAUUUGAGUAAAAUAUUCUCCAAGACUAAGUAAAAUCGAAGAAAGAACUAUUUUCAAAUUUUCCUCCCGUUGAAAUCAAUUUUCCUUCGAUUCCUUCGCUUUUGCCUUUGUUUGAUCGAUAUUUAACAUAAAACACACAAAAGCUUAGAAUGUUCUGGGGCUGGAGCGAAGCUGUGAAUCUGGUGGAGAAGUGGCAACAGUACGCCAAGGAUCAAUCUCUGCCCGGAGACUUCAAUGUCCUCCUCUUCGGUCCAGGAGAUCCGCGCCACAUCCUGGCCGUCUUGGCGAAAUCUCACUGUCUUCCGGCGGACGCGAAAGUGCAUUUCUAUCUGCUGGACAGUUGCAUGGAGCACGUGGCCAGGAAUCUGCUGCUGCUCACCGUGGCUCUGGAGGACGGCAGAGAGAUGUCCCUGCGCGGGAAGACGCACCUCUUCAUGGACAUCUUCGGCAACAGUCAUUUGCGUCCUUCGUCCGCCAAUUACAUCCGCGCGCGCAGCAAGUUUCUCAUCAAAUCUGUGACUGACAGUGAAUUUGCCAGAGAACACCUGCCCUUGGUGAGUCUGGAGAGGCUGAAGUACCGCAAGAGGGAUCAACUGGAGGCCACAAUGAGUUUCUGGACAGCCGACGGAACGCCCUUUCCCGUGCAAACGCUGUGGAAUGCGAGAUUGAGGGAGAAUUUGGGCCAGAGAUUCGACUAUCGAAGCGGAAUGUUCGAUUGGGAUCUUCAGAUGCAGCUGAAGGAUCGCGGAGCUGGUCAAAUCUGCCCUCAGGAGUACUCAAGUUGGCGUGAAACUGGAGUGGCUUUCGUGUUUCCCGAAUUCGAACAAUCCAUCCCGAACAAGACGCUCGCGCUGAAGCAUCAGCAGCGGAAUCAGUGGCUCUUCCUGGGCGACAUGACUUCUGGGCCAUUCAUCGCCUUCGGACUGACGUGUGCGGAUGAGAAGAUGCUGAAAUCCCAGCACGGAGUCAAUGAUUAUCGCGCCACGGAUGUCACUGAGAGGAAUCUCACUGAGAUAUUCUUUGAGAUGCUGGAGAAGAAGCCUUUCAGCGCCUCUCCGCAGGAUUCUCAUCGCUUCGGCGCGGCCACAAUCCAGCCAGGAGUUAUUCUUCCAUCAUCCGGACUGGGAAAAGACUCCAGAAUCAGGGACAAUAUGAAUUCCCUGCUAAGAUUUUCCAACAUUUCUGUGACUUUUCUCUCUCCGGAUGAUGUAAAACGUUUUCUCACGCGAGCAGAUCUUCAGGAACACUUUUCAGUGAUUUUCGUGGGUCAGAAUUUCUUCCCCUGCUUCACGGGAGAGUUUAUCCAGACACUGCACAGAGAUGGAGUGAUUCUCUUCGAGACCAGACGCUUCACGACCUUCCGGAAGGACAAAGUGGGGGAAUUUAGCAGCCAAAUCCGGGAAUUUUCUGUGAAAAACUCCCUCAAGAGCGUCAAUUCUUCAUCAAUCAAUCAACACUACUCACUGUUGGUGUACAAAAAGGCAUGA